Molecule: messenger RNA, 312 nt
Organism: Lodderomyces parapsilosis
Lineage: Eukaryota; Fungi; Ascomycota; Pichiomycetes; Serinales; Debaryomycetaceae
Product: mitochondrial 37S ribosomal protein mS33
Exons: 1
Coding region: 1-312 (103 amino acids)
Cellular component (GO): mitochondrion
Source: RefSeq, a predicted model, not a curated record
AUGUCGUCAAUACUAAAAACCCUACCAUCCAAGAGCCGAUUACUUAAAGUGAAAAAGCUCAGUGCUGAAAUAUUCGAUGAAUUCUGGAACCCUACAGCAAAAAGAAAUCCGGCAAAAAUAUUGAAAAAGCCAUUAAUGGGACCAGAAGUUGUCAAGUACUAUGGAGAUAAUAAUGCAGUUCCAACGUUUAAAGAUUUCAAGAAAUGGUUCCCCGAGUUGAAAUUGGUUGACCCUAGAGAAGCUCAUAGGACAUUUAUGGUAGAAGAUAGAAAGAGGAGGAAUAAAGGUGCUCCAAAGAAAAAGAAGGCUUGA